This is a messenger RNA of Salvia miltiorrhiza (redroot sage), 3864 nucleotides long. Its product is annotated as TNF receptor-associated factor homolog 1a-like. The record is from RefSeq and is a predicted model, not a curated record. The transcript has 13 exons. Gene Ontology annotation, molecular function: protein binding. The coding region runs from base 184 to 3591 and encodes 1135 amino acids. NCBI's taxonomy places the organism in Eukaryota, Viridiplantae, Streptophyta, Magnoliopsida, Lamiales, Lamiaceae.
GGGUGAUACAUAAAUACAAAUAUAUACGUAAUUUUAUGUCUUCCGCCUCUGCUCUUCUUCUGCUACUUCUCAAUCUCUCUCUGUCCAGCUACUUCUUUUUAGGUGCGUAACUUGUGCAGUUUUGACUUUUGUCGGAUCAGGCUGAAAGAGGGGUGGUGUGGUGAGAGUUGAUUACUGGAGAAUAUGAGUGGGCCUGCAGCUGAGGAGCCUGGCGCUGGAAGGUCGUUUGAAGGAGAUUUGAGUGAGCAGCUACAGCAGCAGAGGUGUGAGUCUGGAGAAGCUUUGGCAGAAUGGAGGUCUUCGGACCAGGUUGAGAAUGGAACUCCGUCGACUUCACCCCCUUAUUGGGAUAGUGACGAUGACGAUGAUGGAGGUCCUAAACCAUCUGACUUAUAUGGAAAGUAUACUUGGAAAAUUGAAAAGUUUUCACAAAUUAACAAAAGGGAACUACGGAGCAAUGCGUUUGAGGUUGGAGGCUAUAAAUGGUAUAUUUUGAUUUACCCUCAAGGUUGUGAUGUCUGCAAUCACCUCUCUUUGUUUCUCUGUGUCGCCAAUCAUGACAAGCUUCUGCCAGGUUGGAGUCAUUUUGCACAGUUCACUAUUGCCGUGGUGAACAAAGAUCCUAAAAAGUCAAAAUAUUCUGAUACAUUACAUCGUUUCUGGAAAAAGGAGCAUGACUGGGGAUGGAAGAAAUUUAUGGAGCUGUCAAAGGUGUUGGAUGGAUUUAUUGAUGCUGAUAAUUUGAUAAUUAAAGCUCAAGUGCAAGUUAUAAGGGAGAGGGCAGAACGGCCAUUUCGUUGUCUUGAUUGUCUGUACAGGAGGGAACUUGUACGGGUAUAUUUGACAAAUGUAGAACAAAUAUGCCGGCGUUUUGUGGAAGAGCGUCGAGGGAAACUUGGGAAGCUAAUAGAAGAGAAAGCUAGAUGGUCCAGCUUCUGCUCUUUCUGGAUUGGUAUGGACCAAACUUGCAGGCGCCGCAUAUCCCGAGAGAAAACAGAGACAAUAUUGAAAGUGGUCGUAAAGCAUUUCUUUGUAGAGAAGGAAGUCACAUCUACCCUUGUUAUGGACUCAUUGUACAGUGGUCUGAAAGCUCUUGAGGGCCAGUAUAAGGGGAAAAUGAACAAGGGUAAGUAUGCGGAGGGUGAUGAAAUACCUGUUCCUAUCGUUCAAAUAGAGAAAGAUAUGUUUGUCUUGGUGGAUGAUGUGCUGCCACUGCUUGAGAGGGCUGCUCUGGAACCUUUGCCUCCAAAGGAUGAGAAGGGACCUCAAAAUCGUACAAAGGAUGGGACUUUGGGGGAGGAGUUUAACAAAGAUUCUAUUGAACGUGAUGAGAGGAGACUUACUGAACUGGGUCGCAGGACUAUUGAGAUAUUCAUUUUAGCCCAUGUAUUCAACAGUAAAAUUGAAGUUGCAUACCAGGAGGCUGUUGCUCUGAAGAAGCAAGAAGAGCUCAUACGUGAAGAGGAGGCAGCUUGGCUUGCUGGGAUUGAGCACAGAGCAAAGCGUGGAGCAGUCGAUAAGGAAAAGAAAUCGAAAAAGAAACAGGCGAAGCAGAAACGAAAUAAUUGCAAAAGUAAAGACAAGGGAAAGGAUGACAAGUCACUCAGUAUUGUACAAGACAAAAUUGAGCAAGAUAUACGCAUUGUCAAGAGAAAAGACUCAUUAGUCGCCGAGUCCGAAUUGUUACUUGAAAAGUCCGAUGCUGUGGAAGAUCUUUCAGAUAUUUCUGAUUCAGAGGAAUGUAUUCCAGAAAUAUUACCACCGGAUGCAGAAGACCGAGAUGUGAGUCCUGUCAAUUGGGACACCGAUACUUCGGAAAUGCAUCCUCCCACAGAAUCCAGUAGCAGUGGGAUUAGUGGACUUUCAAGUGUGCAAAAUGGAACAGAAGGCAGAAGUUCAUCUGUUGUGGAUGAUAGCUCAUCCACUUGUUCGUCCGACUCAGUUCCUUCCGUUGUCAUAAGUAUCCCUCAGAGAGGCAAUUCCCAUUACCAGAAAAAUAAAAAAUCUCCUAGCAGGGCGAGAAACCACCAAAGCAAAAAAAAUUUGAACCAAGCUGGUUGGGUUAAAGAAGAAGUAUCUCCUCCAUCUAAAGCUGUGCUAGAUAGAGUGAUUAAAGUUAAUGGAUCUCAAAGUUCGAAGGCUGUUAAAUCUCUGUCUCAGGUGGCUCAUCAUUCGGUUAGGGUGGUAAUUGCGGCUGAGCACCAAAUGGCCAAGGACGAAGAUGCUGACUCCUCUCGGAAGUUUCUCACCAGAAGUGUGGAUGUAGACGUAUCUGGGGAUAAGGAAGCUUCUCUGCGCACGAGCCCUUCCAAAAGCAUUCCAUCUAUUGCUCCUCCAAAAUUUGACUUGAAGGCUAAGGUGACAGGCAAGAAAUCAUCUUCAAACAGGCUCAUCCAAGCUGAGAGAUCAGCCAUGCUGGUUUCAGAUACACAGAAGUUUGCAACGGCAAAGCUCACUGAAAAUCUAACCAGUCAUCGAGUGCACGAGAGUGAAAAGCCUGCAAUACGGCCCGUGAUAGAUACAACUGACAAGCCUUCACCGACCUCAAUGCCAGUUAUAUCAAGACCCUUGAGUGCCCCUCUAAUUCCUGAUUCUGUCACUGCUGUUUCUUUGGUUUCCGUUGUCCCGACAGCAGCUGUAUUGGCCCGUUCAGUAAGUGCUGCUGGUCGCCUGGGGCUUGAACCUACUGCUCCAUCAACUCACAACCAUGCUCCACAGUCGUAUCGGAAUGCAAUUGUGGGUGGCACUGCUGCUGGAAGUUUGCCUGCUUUUACUCAGAAUCACUCUGCAAGUUCGGUGGUAAAGGCAUCAGUUUCGUACUCACACACACCUCCCCUUGUGUCUACGCCCAUGUUCUCACCGCAUAGCUCUGAUUGGAUGGAACCAAAUCAAUCUAAACCAAGUUUUGCAUUUGGAAUGAUGAGUCACCACGAUAGAUUACAGAACCGACCUCUCUGGGUAGACUCCUAUCAGAGCGAAAACAGCAGGAACCAACCCGGUCAUUGUGCUUCACAGCUUGAUGGUAUGCAAAGUUACGAUUUAUAUAGUUCAUCACGUGUCAGAUCACAGGAUCACCUUCAAUCUGGGAUCUCAGCCUGCACAACCGGUCGUCAGAACCAUGUAUUGACAGAUGAGUUUCCACACCUAGACAUCAUCAAUGACUUGCUUGAUGAUGAGCAUGGAGUUGGAAAUUUAUCCGCCUCGGGCCCUGCUUAUCAAAGUUUCAGCAAUGGAUCUCACUAUUUGAACCGGCAUUUCAGCUUCCCCGGCGACCCUGCCAUGUCAACGAGCUCAUGUAGGUUUGAGAGGAUGAUGCAGAGCUAUCAGGACGACGUAUUACAACAUAGUUAUGGAGGAGCUUCUCGUGAUACCCUCGGGCACAUGAUCCCCCGGGCUAGCUCUCGACCAUACCUAAAUGGGCAGAUUGAUGGUUUGACUCCGAACCAGUGGCAAGUGGCUGGUCCUGAUCUGCCCUUCCCAAGUGCCCGGACUACGGAGAACAACGGCCGUCUUUACAGCAUGGCAGACUAUCAAAACCUCACGGUCGAUGUCAAUGGCUACGCGGUGUUUCGACCAUCAAAUGGAUUCUGAAUUUUACAUAUAUGCCAAUGGUUUGCCUCAAAGAGGAGGGAGACUAAUUGGGAGGGAUGAAGUUUGUGGUUAAACAUCUUGUAAAGGUGAUUCUGGUUUUAGUUUUCUUGGAAAAAUUUCAAGUUCCAUAGAUUGGGUUUAUUUUUUCAUGGGAUUGUCUAACUUUUAACUUAUUUAUAGUUUUGGUUUUAGUAUCUUCACUUAUAUAGUAAUAUUGGAAAAACAGGUGAAUCGUGCUCACUUAUAUGUUACAAAGCCUAGUAAUUCGGGACA